AUGACAGAGACUACAAAUUUUGUAUCGAUGCCAUCUGUUACUCCCACUCCUCAAUUAAAUAAAAAUCAUAAAAUUACCAAGCUGUCCGGCAAAGGUACUACACAUAAGAUAAGGGAACAAUUAAACUUCACAGAUGAGAGAAAGUGGAAACAAUUUUCUAGUAGAAGGUUAGAAUUAAUUGAUCGUUUCGGAUUGAGUCAACGUAAGGCAAGUGAACAAGACGAUAAUAUUAAACAAAUCGCUACCCUUUUGAGAAGCGAAUUCGGUUAUUCCUCAUUAUACGCUAAUGAAUUCGAAAAAUUAGUUACUGCUGCCGUUCAAUCCGUUAGAAGAAAUAGGAAGCGCUCUAAAAAGAAAAAUACUUUAUAUCCUUUCAAAACCUAUUCACAAGAUGAAUUAGCAAACUUAGAAGAAGUUGCAAAGAAUUCUAAUUCAAGUUCAGGUAGCGGCUCUAGUACAUACGGUUCCGAUGACGAAUCAAAUCGUUCCGAUCAAGACACUUUUCAGACACCAUUACCAAACAUCAAGAAAGAAGCAUCCUCAACAUUACCAACACCUCCUAAUACCUCUAAUAUAACGGUUAGCGUUCCUCCAGAACAUUGUAAUAAGACUGUGCUAUCACCAGCACAAUCUACUGCCAUGACCAUAAAACCAUGUCAAACUCCCUUACCAUCAGUCAAAGAUGCUCUUUCAUCCAUUCCUAUGUCAUCAAACAUUGUUAAACCAAGAAUGGCAGAAUCUGUAACACCAGUCUCAUCACUCCCCGUAUCAAACUCUCAAGAGUCAAUGAAUACAACAAUUACUAAUCUAAUUAACUAUUCUAAGCAGUUUUCUAUUGAUUCCAAAUACUCAUCAGCAUCAUCUUCUUCUGUUUCAGACAUUACAGCGGAUGACGUCCCAAUCUUCUUGAAGAAGAAAUUAUUCAAUCAGAUUCAUCGUUCAAGAACUUGUUUGACACUAGUUGAUAAUAAUAAGAAUCUAAUCCUGGAGAAUAAUUUUGUUAACUUGGAAAAUUUAGGUGAAAUGUCAGUUAAAGCCUCUACUUCAUUCGUUCUUGAGAGAUAUUUUGGAAAUUUAGGCCAAUCUGCCAUUACUAAUAUGAUUUCCAUCACAUCUUCCACAGAAUACUACGCCACAAUUUCAUCUUCACUAUUUAGUUCAAUCUUUGCGUCAUCAAUAAUAUCCAAAGAUCAUCAAAUCAAACUCUUAUAUCUUAUCAUGGGGUCCAUAGUAAAAGAUUUUGGGUUCGAUUCCAUUUUAUACCCUUUGAAUGAAGUAAUUCAUCAUAUACUACUAAAUUACAACAAUAAGAGUAACGAGGCCUCCAUUAAGACAGAGAAGUCAGUAAAACCAUUAACUUUAGAACCAACUAAUAAUAAUAAAUUGAAUGGUCUCUCUAUCUUAAGUGCUGUUUCGUUGCAUGCUAGUAGCCCAGAAACCGCAAAACAACAAGCUGCCAAUAGUACGCUUCCAAGAGCGUCAAUUCCAUUAUCAUCGACAUCAUCAUUAGAAACAAGUUCAUUAGAUUCAAUAAUGAACAGGAUUACCAAAAAUUCUAAAACAGUCUCCAAUUCACCAUUCCUAACAGUCAGAAAAUCAUUUGAAAAUGGAACACUACCACAACCUAAACCGUUGCUUGGCAAUAGCAAUUAA
This is a messenger RNA of Naumovozyma dairenensis CBS 421, 1653 nucleotides long. It is a transcript of the gene VHR2, whose product is annotated as Vhr2p. The transcript has a single exon. Lineage: Eukaryota; Fungi; Ascomycota; Saccharomycetes; Saccharomycetales; Saccharomycetaceae. The record is from RefSeq and is a predicted model, not a curated record. The coding region runs from base 1 to 1653 and encodes 550 amino acids.